Triticum aestivum (bread wheat) is the source of this 763-nucleotide messenger RNA. RefSeq names its product cyclin-P3-1-like. The transcript is spliced from 3 exons. Gene Ontology annotation, biological process: regulation of cyclin-dependent protein serine/threonine kinase activity. The record is from RefSeq and is a predicted model, not a curated record. Lineage: Eukaryota; Viridiplantae; Streptophyta; Magnoliopsida; Poales; Poaceae. Gene Ontology annotation, molecular function: protein kinase binding. Bases 348 to 722 code for a protein of 124 amino acids.
GGUGAGAAGAAGGAGGCACGGCGCGAGGCCUCUCGGCCCGCACACCGGGCGCGCCGCGGGGGUCAACAGGGUCGUCUUCGAGCACUUCACAGAGCGGGCAGUCAAUACGGUGGUGCUGUCGCAGAAAGAGGACAGGGGGCUCGGGGAGGGGGCCGUGGCGCCGCGCCACCUGCUGCUCAUCUACAAUUGAUGCCGGUGAUAAGCAUUUGGAGAGCUACUGGACAUUGGGUUUAACAGUAUCACAGUCAAAGAAAGGGGAUACCAAGUUUCCAAAUGUCCUGUCGCUUCUUGCCACAUAUCUGAGCAGAUCAGUUCAGAAGAAUGAAGAAUUACUAGGUUCUGAUGGAAUGAAGGAGUCGUCCACUAUCUUUCAUGGCCAGAGGGUGACAGAUCUCAGUAUACAGCUCUAUGCAGAACGCAUUUUCAAGUAUGCUGAGUGCAGUCACUAUGUUCAUCGCUUGCUAAUUACAAGUGUGGCGGUUGCUGCCAAAUUCACAGAUGAUGCGUUUUUCAACAAUACAUUCUAUGCUAGGGUGGGAGGAAUCAACACAAUCGAGAUGAAUCGUCUCGAGCUGCAUUUGUUGUUUAAUCUGGACUUCAGGCUGAAAGUGAACCUAGAGACUUUUUUGGGAGCUACUGCUUGCAACUGGAGAAACAUGCACCGGUGUCACCAGAGAGACUGUCGGUUCAGGUUCAUUGUGUCAAAUGAUCUAAAGAUUUGAGCUAUAGCGGUAGCACUGACGAGCGGAUUUCUAGAUUUUGG